AUAUUUUGUCAGAAACUGGUAGUGAGAUAAUUUGUAGUACCAAACCUUCAAACCUACGAUUUAUGGUUCACUGUGUUUACAAAUUAUCUUUCCUUCUAAAAUAUGAAACGAGAAAUCCUAUAUUUCUACUUGACGCUAUUAAGACAUGGAGAAACAGCUGAAAAUAAAAAUCAAGUGAUUCAAGGUCACUUGGAUACCGAUCUAUCAGCAAUUGGGCUGGAACAAGCUAGGGAUAUUCGGACCCUCAUUAACCAAAGCAAACCAGAUAUUAUUAUUUCAAGUGAUCUAAAAAGAGCUAGAUAUGUAAGUUACUGAUUUUCCUGAGACGGCGAAAAAUCUGAUUUGGUGAACUUGUUAUUUUCGUUUUGACUACUUUAAAUGGCCAAGACAAUUUCUCUAGUUUGAUUAUCUUAAUAGAGAUUUUUUCACGAUUGUUAACUUUUACUAAAAUUUAUUUAACAACUUGUAUUUCGUCACGAUCACUUAGUGAUCUUAUAAGGUUACUGGAUGCCGUCUCGCUGUCACCUGUGGUAUGCAGUGUGGCAAAUGCAGAUGUUGGUUUCACGAAGCAUCCAAAAACCCCACAGCUGCUUACUACAUGCUUAGUAUAGUGUCUCAGAGGUCCCAAGCAACCAAUAAAGGGGAAAUAAAGGCGAAAAAGGGGAAAUAAAGGGAACGAAAGCCUAAAUAAAGAGGUCACUGACUUCCAAAUGACUUCUGGCAUAAUAAUCACUCCUGGUCACCCCCUAAAACACCUACCUAAGCUCAGUCUCAGUAAAAAUCUUUGUAGUGACACUCAGAAAUUCGAGGCACAACAACAUAGUGGACUAGGUAUACCUGUUCCUUAUAAGCAGUCAGAUUCUGGAACGCUCUGUGGGCUGAAGUGGUUCAAGCGACUUCCCGGGAUCACUUCAAGAGGAAACCUGACAUAUUCUUAAGAACGCAGAACAGUAUUUCACUAUACUUUACUGAUAUUUCUCAUUUAUUUUUUAUACAUAUUUUAACACAUAGGUAUUGGUACAAGAAGGCACCAAAUACAUAUGCGCCACACAGAUUUCAUUUGAUAUGUGUGAGAGCUGUGAUACUGCCAGGGUGCCCAGACCAAAGCAGGUGGUUAUCUUAGGGGGCCACACCCCGAGCCUUUGACCUAUAGGUCUGACCCACAAGACAAUGGGGCAUCGUGAGAUAUAGUCCCAUGGUAGCCGGUGACCAACGAUUGGUUCAUACGCCAUUUGUUCCCUCAGGAUAUUGGAGCUCAUGUGCACCAUUGGUUUGGAAUCCGGUUAAAGCGCCGGACAUUCGCUUUUCGUCCUCUCAAUUUCGUAAACGACAUCCCCGCCACGAGAAGGCAGUGAGUAGGACUUCCCUGACAGAAGCUAUAUACGCGUAGCCAUGUGAGAGCAUUUCGAGAGGGAGAGCGGACUCUCCCCGCCGUACUAGGGCAUUUGGGAGCUAUCGUUAAAUAUAUCUAAGCUACUACUUAAAGGCGUCGGUAAUGUUUCGAAUUUUAUAUCCCACCUAUGUAAGACUACAUUUAGAUUACUGUAUCCAAGCAGCUAGCCCAUUUCUGGUAGAGGAUACUAACUCACUUGAGCGUGUCCAGCGUGUGGGAACGAAAUUAGUGAAGGGUCCUUCAAAACUCCCUUACGAUGAGCGUUUAGAACGCCUAAUCCUUUUCCCCUUGUCGUAUCGUAGAACGCAAGGUGACCUUGUACUGGCAUUUCGUAGUUAUGAUUUGGGUGUUAAUAUGUCUUAUCUUUUUGCUCCCUCCAGCACUAAUAAUCUCCGAGGCCAUAGCAAGAAGGUUCACAAACCACGAUCUAAUAAGCUUAAAGUAGGGUCCCGUUUUUCUCAUCGAGUAGUCAGUGACUGGAACGCCUUACCCGAACAAGUGGUAUCAGCCCCAUCAGUAAAUAAGUUCAAGGAGAAGCUGGACCUUCACUGAAAGGCAAUCUGUCAGGAUUAACGCAGGUUCACCAACCUACUAUCCUUAUUACUGAAGACUGAUCCAUUGCUACUAGAUACGAAAACCCGUUAGGCGAGAGCUUCAAUUUCAUCCAAUACCAUUUGAACCACUUGGGCAAAUUUUACAUUUUUAUGAUUUUGGGUUUUUGUCAUGAAAGUUUUCUUCAGAACAAACAUAUUUUUCAAGGCGAGAAGUAUACCUGUUUACGUUCUCAGUAAAUAGUCAUAAGUCUGUUAUUGGUCAACAGGAAUCGUGAUGAGGCAGUUAUUUUAGUUUUUAUACUUACAGUUUAGUGUUAUCAAUGAAUGAUUCUUAUACUCACUGUGUAAUAAUAAAAUAAGACUGAAAGGAUUUUCUUCUUGCUCAACUUGUUUUAUAUAGCAAAAUCAAAAUAAGGCAUAAUUAAGAUUUGCUUCUUUAUUUUACCCAAUCAAUAAGAACAAUUAUCUUCAUUUUGUGGUUAGGAAUCAGCCUUUGGAAAUCAUAAUUUACUUGGACCAGUUUUUCGAUAUGAUUAUUGUAAAAAACUGUACUGAGAAGUAGCUGCUUUUAGAAUAAGGUGACUAAUGCGUGUCAGUUAUGACUGGUCGGCUAUCUAUAUGAUGUAAUUCACCCAACCAUUAUUUUGUAUGUAGACUUUAAAUCGAAUCAUAGGUACAGAAACACCUUGUAAAGGUAAAUACUCAGUAAAACAGCUACCUUAAGAUUUUAAAUUGCGGAAACCUUAGUGUGAGAAAGAGUAAUGCUACCUGAAUUCUCAAGGCAAAGUUGUUAAAUCAGGUCCUAAGCGUGUAGCUUGACAGUUGAAAGUAGUAUCGUUGUCAGAGUUUUAAUGCAUUCUUAAUUCAAACAGUGUUCCGUGCAUUGAUGGUAGGUUUCCUAUUUGUUUUUUCCAAUAUUUGAUAACUUAUUAUGUACAUGUGUUAUACUUGUGGACGUAGAAGUUUUAUGAUCGAUCCAGUUGAAAUUAAAUCAAUAGGACGAUGAAGUCAAAGAUUGCUGUUAAUUCUGUAGUAAAUUUGGUAGUGGUGCUGGCGACGUGUAUAUUAUGUAGUGUUGUAGUAUUUCAUUGAUACUUGCAUUUAAAUUUGUGUGUAUUUUCUUAGACGGCAUAUGAGAUAACCGACCCGUCUGUUAUUGAACUGGAAUCACGAAUACGUGAAAGAAACUUUGGAUCUCUUACUGGUCGCCCAAGAUCUGAAGUUCAGCAAUUCACAGAAACAAAUUUCAAGACUGGAUUUGAAUGUGAUGGCUGGCGCAACAUUGGUGGAGAAUGUACUCAUGAGAUGGCAAGUCGGACACAUGACUUCCUUCUGGAUCUGUGUUCUCGUCUUGUAGAAACAAGGGUGAAGCAUACCAACGUUUCUUGUCAAGAUCCUUUUCCAAUCAUAGGGUCUAGUGAUUUGCUACCGAUGGGGAAGCUAAUUUGUAAGAAUUUUGAUGUCUUUCCAAAUGUAAAUGCCAAAGCUGCAGAAUCGCCUAUAUCCACUUAUGCAGGACAUGUUCUUAUUGUAGGUCAUGGCGGUUGGAUUCGUCAGUUUUUGAGGCUUUUAGCCUUUCAUUCAAUGUACAGACAGAAUUUCCCAAAGCAAUGUGUCAGCUCGGUAAUGAACAACUGCGGAAUAUGCCAAGUAGGCGUGGCUUUUGAUAUUUGCAGUCUUAAAGCUUAUCAAAAGUGUCCACAAUAUGAACGUGGAGUUUUUAUGUCCCCUCUCCCUGUUUUCGGUAAUAUUAUGACUCACAGUGAGACAUCUAGUGUGAAGAAAUCCAUUCAGUGUUCCUAUAUUCAUUUAGCUAAUCCUAGUUUACCUAUUAUGACGGUCUGUUACCAAUUCAAUGCCACAAAAUCAUUACUUGAAAAGCAUGAACAUUUACAGCGUGAGCCUCAUUAUCUAGCAGUUCCUACUGAUGAAACAUGUUUACAAGAAGAAAGAAUACCUCAAGAUGACGGAGAUGAGUAUGCUGGAUAUCCACUAAACAAAUAGACAAAUUCAAAUCACAAAUAUGUAGAUAUUUUAGUUAUUUUGUAGCAAAAAAGUAAAUUUUUAAUGGCUUAGUAAUUUAACUAAUUUCUGGUUGCUACCCUGUAACUGUCGUUUGAAUCGCUCUAACAACUCAUUGAUUAUUCAUUUGUCACAAGCGAAAAAUUUCUGUACAUUUCAAGAAAUCGAAAUUCACUAAGAAUAUAUUUUCCAAGAUUAGUUUUGAUUUUUCCGGAACUCCGUACAUUUUUUAAGUUGUUCUAAAACUUUAGUUGAAUGUGUUAACUUUAAACAACUGAGUAGUUCUUGUUAUUUUAUUCUACCUUGAACACAUCCUGCUCAGAUUUCGUCGAAUAUGAGUUUUUAAUCCUUUAUUUUCAUAUUCACAGUUAUGGCGACUAGUUGUUAAAAGCUAUAAUUCUACAUCGUUAAAUAAAAUCAGUGUCACUCACUGCAGCUUUAAUUAAAGAAGAAUCGUGUGCUAUAUUCUAUCAUUUAAGCUUAUAAUUGUGGUUUUUGUCGCUUAUCAUGUCCCUUUAUCUGACUCGAAUUUGAUCGUAUGAUGAUGGUAAAAAAAUAGAUAUCCCGCCUGCCCUCGUAUAUAUUUAUCGACUUCAUUCACGUUAGUGAUUAACAGUAAAGAUUAAAUCGAAUGCGAGAUUGGCUUUUGGAUACGUAUAUUUCAUACACUCGUCACCACAAACAGACGAUAAGUGAAAGGAAGCCGAAACGGUAGUCGUAUAAACUCAAUUUCAUAAGGCGUGACUCACUAUUUAUGUUCAGACAUGAAAAUAAACUAAAGAGAUGUGAUGAAUAGGGUAAGUGAUAAGCACAUACAAAAACUCAAAAAACAAAUAAGGAUAUGGGGGAAUGGUUGACAAGGUCAAGAUGAAUGUUGGUACCGACUCAAAAAGGGUGGAUUAAUUGUUCUAUCCACAAUCCAGAGUAACGUAAGCAUGAUACAGUGCUGGACACUACAUGCUAUCUGUGAUUCUGGGUCUUUUAUAGGAACUGUUUAAAUGUGGACUAUUGACUGUUGUGGCACUAACUUCAGAGGUUUGUUACAUCUUAAUGUUCUGAAUCGAAAUCUCUUUCUAGUGGCAAGUAGGGGAUAUCCUAAUAGUUUAGUGAAUAUUCUUGUAUACUAAAUAUUCAAAGUAUGGUCACCCAAAACAUCUCAAACUCUAUCAAUACUAUGAAGUCACAUAUAGAUCCAAGUUUCCAAAAUUGUUAGAAAUAAUGUAUUCAUUACUUUUAAUACUGAGAAAAUAACCAUAUUUUCAAAAAUAUCUCUUCG
Messenger RNA from Schistosoma haematobium, 5245 nucleotides. RefSeq lists its product as uncharacterized. Gene Ontology annotation, molecular function: fructose-2,6-bisphosphate 2-phosphatase activity. Bases 3253 to 3951 code for a protein of 232 amino acids. The record is from RefSeq and is a predicted model, not a curated record. Gene Ontology annotation, cellular component: cytosol. The transcript has 6 exons. NCBI's taxonomy places the organism in Eukaryota, Metazoa, Platyhelminthes, Trematoda, Strigeidida, Schistosomatidae. Gene Ontology annotation, biological process: negative regulation of programmed cell death; positive regulation of DNA repair; regulation of pentose-phosphate shunt.